AUGUACUUUCAUUGCUCCAAACCACUCAAUCUCUCUCAAUUUCUCACUCUCUUAGGUUCGGAACCAGGACUCUCACGACCUGCAGUAACUAACAAUAACUUGUUUCCACAGCAGUCAAGUGUUCGAGCACGCGGCGAGAAGAAUACACACUUUGGAAUUACGAACGGAGUAGCAAAAUCGAAUAAGGAGAUGUCUGUUUCUCUGGGAGUUGCAUCAACUCCGUCAAUUCUUGAUGCGAGCGAACUGAAUUGUUCAGAAUUCGAUGAAUUGUGUAGAUGGAGGAAUGUUGACGGAAUGUUUGUGGAUGAACUUGACUGGUAUCAAGGAUCUGGAGAAUUAGAUAAGACGAGAUUAGCAGUUGCAACAGCUACGAAUGUUUUACCUGAAGGACAAUACGCGAUCGCUGCAACCGACAUGAUUCAGUUUCCGACCAUCAAAGCCGUUCUAGUUUCUGACCAAAUCUCUUGUCAAGUUGGAGAUGGAGAGAUCCGUUUUAUUCAAGCAAUUGAAAAGAAUGAUCCGGGACCAGUGUUCAUCAAUAUUCCAGAUCAGGGACCAGUUCCUUUUCAAAUUUAUAUUAUAGCGGAUCACUUUACAUUCAAUUCUGAAAAUCUGAAAGGUGGAUUCGCAAUAAUUGACUCAAUCGAAUACUAUGCAAGAAUGUGUAAUUCUGAAGAAAAGGCAUCAUUUGAUUACAAUCGAAAAGGAUCUGAUAGCGUUCCAUUAAUUCCACUGGCAGAAUCAAAAGAUGAAUUCGAAGAUUCAAGUUCUCAUGUAACGGUAAAAAGAGAAUCAGAUAUUGACUCCUCAUUCGAAACUCUUCAUGCAUUUGAAGCAGUUCCUCCAAUGAAUUUUCAACUUGGAAUUCCGAAAGGAUCAGGAGAACGGACUGGAAUUGUAGAUUUCACUUCGAAACCUGAUGGUCUUUUCAUGAAUUCUAUGAUAAAACUGCGUCGCCCAGCAAGCCAAGAAACCAAUGACAUCAACGAGGAAAUCAUAAACUCAGAAUCAUUCGAUCCCUCAGUUUCCACAGUUUGUGAAUCAAUCGUUUGCUCAUUUAAUGAAACAGAAAAAUGUUCAAACAUGGCAUUACAAUCGGAUUGGAGUAUUGGAACUGGAUCAGUUGGCAAUCCAUUGACAGGCGUGAAGGGAGAUGCUUCAUCACUUCCAUUCAAUGAAAAUGGUUCGUAUGCAUACAUUCAUGGCCCACAAAUGAAAUCUCGUCUUCAGACUCCCUCAUUUAAUGUCGAUAAAGCAGUUACAAUCGUAUUCUCUUAUUACAAGGCCGAUAAAACAAGUCAAUUUCAAGCAAUUUUGAAAAAAGAGAAUAAAGAAGAAAUCGUGGCUUAUGAAGCUCCGAAAUUAACAAGAAAUUCAAGAAGAUGGUUCAGAGAAAGUUUGAAUAUUUCACCAGGACGAUAUGAUUAUAUUGCAUUCGAAGUCGCCAAUCUUCGACCUAAUCAUUAUGUUGGUAUCGAUGAAAUGUUUGUUGUCGAUGAUCGGAGAAAAUCAUUUUGUUUUCACAGCCACUAA
Messenger RNA from Caenorhabditis remanei, 1533 nucleotides. RefSeq lists its product as uncharacterized. NCBI's taxonomy places the organism in Eukaryota, Metazoa, Nematoda, Chromadorea, Rhabditida, Rhabditidae. The record is from RefSeq and is a predicted model, not a curated record. Bases 1 to 1533 code for a protein of 510 amino acids. The transcript has 9 exons.